Schizophyllum commune H4-8 is the source of this 337-nucleotide messenger RNA. RefSeq lists its product as uncharacterized. Lineage: Eukaryota; Fungi; Basidiomycota; Agaricomycetes; Agaricales; Schizophyllaceae. The annotation marks the transcript as partial. The transcript has a single exon. The record is from RefSeq and is a predicted model, not a curated record.
GACCGCCCAGCACUGCUUCUCCGGAGGAGGAGACUGCACCUACAACCCGCAGACAAAGCGGUGCAGCAACGGUACCCUGAUGCGUGGUAAAGACGCUCCGGUCGCUUGCCUGCUCUGCCAGUGCACGGCGCGUUAAGCUGGCUCAGGCUUGAUGGACUUCCUCCUCGCCUCUGCGAUGCAGGAAAAGAGCGCUGUCUCUGGCCUUUAUACACCUCUCUCCCCCUUUCCGUAUUUAUUCUUUCCGUAUUUAUUCAUUUGUUAUUAUGUACACCCUCUCUGCGUGAAAGCAGCCGGAUCUACCUAUUUAUUGCAUUACGCGUCUUGCUUCGUGACUCCC